AUGAGUAUCAUACUGUCCCCCAUGAGAAGCCAACAGCUGGAUGCCACAGCGACCAACGCAUCUCCCAUGAUCACAAACAUGACCCCUUUGGAAGAACCAGAGAAUGAGAGGACGAUAAAGGAAUUGGAUGCUAUCCAGCGCUAUGAGAAGCCUCCUCCACUUCACACUGGUGCAGACUGGAAAGUUGUCUUACAUCUGCCAGAAAUUGAAAACUGGCUUCGUAUGACAUCUGAGCGAGUUCGAGACCUGACAUAUUCUGUGCAGCAGGACACUGAGAAUAAGCAUGUUGAUGUUCAUCUGGUCCAACUUAAGGAUAUUUGUGAAGAUAUAUCUGAUCAUGUGGAGCUCAUCCAUGCCCUGCUAGAGACGGAAAUUUCACUGAAGCUUCUAUCUUACUCAGUCAAUAUUCUGGUGGACAUCCAUACAGUUCAGCUUCUGUGGCAUCAGCUGCGUGUUUCCGUCCUUGUACUCCGUGAAAGAAUCUUACAGGGUCUUCAGGAUUCGAACGGAAACUAUACGAGGCAGACUGACAUUCUUCAGGCUUUCAGUGAAGACAGAAAAGAGACCUGCCUGGACUCACUGACUGAAGUUGAUGAUGCAGGCCAGCUGACCAUUAAAUGUUCAAAAGACUAUUUUUCUUUGGAUUGUGGUAUCACUGCCUUUGAACUAUCUGACUAUAGUCCAAGUGAAGACGUGCCCUGUGACUCAGAGGCCAACAUGACUUCGAGUUCAACAUCUAAGACUAAGUCGAAACCUUUUGGACCUUGGAACUCGGAUCCGAAAAGAGGCAUUGCAGAGUUGGAUUUGAUUUCUGUUGCAAAUGAUAAUUCUACUCUGAAUUGUGAGGAAGCAAAUGCUGAUGAACAUCAGCUGACCAUCACAGAUCACCAAGCUCCAGGACAGGACAAGAACGAUGCGGCAAACUCCAAAACAUCACCUGUAUCAAAAAAUCAUCUAGCUUUGUCGCAGACUCCACCUGCAGAGUGUACAACAAUCCAAACUGGAAUUAGUAAGAACUCCAAGAUAAUCUCAGAAAAUAUUGUAGAUGAUUUGGAGACAACGAGUGUUAUCCAAAUGCGUUCUUCCAGUGCAAAUAGUAUCCAGAGUGAAAAUGCAACACCAAAAAGAACAAUUAAAGAUUGUUUCAACUAUAAUGAGGAUUCCCCAACACAACCUUCCUUACCUAAGAGAGCUUUGUAUCUAGAUGAAAUUUCUAAAGAUGACCUGGAGGUUAGUUGCUGCAGAAUUUUAGCUUCUGAUCUCUCUCACAAAGCAGAAAUAAGCAGGAGUACACCCACCCUUCUUGAUCACCCAGACAGGUCCAAGCUUCGUCUGGAUUUGCCUUCUUUCUACCCAAGUAUUUCCAGUGCUGCUGUCAGUCACUCAUAUGAUGAGUUAAACAAAGCAGGCGGCACAGAAAAUGGAUACCCGAGUUUGCAUUUGCAAUGUAAUUUACGAAAGCCCCCUUUAAGCCCAAAUAAAGUGCAUGUCCAGCAUCAAAGAAAGCCUUCACCAGUUAGUAAAUCAUGUGAUCUUCAUGAUCUCAGGCAAUCCAACAAUAUAUCUGUGAGAAGGCCCAGACAACAAUCCAGCAAACCUUUAUCUCAAAAUAUCAGUUCUCCUGUGCACAAACAACAGAACGACAUUUCUGUUUCAUCCGAUCAGACCUCCUUAUAUCAAAAGCAACCAGAAGACACAUUUACAACAAAAAAUUUCCAAUCAUGCUGUGCUCCAUAUAUCAAAACUAUAGCUGGUGAAAAUAAUAAUAUUUCAGAACCCCUGAAUUCAGAUACAUUGACUGAUAAUUGCAAGGACAGUAAUGAAUCCGCUUGUGAGUCCUUCAGGUGUCAGAAUCAGGAGAUUGGGAAAACAAUUAAAAAUAAGUCACCCAUGAGACAAAGUUUGUAUGAAGCAGUACCCUCACAGUUCCCUCUUCAAUCUUCAGAUAGUGCAGUCAGGGCAGAUUCUACUUGUUGUAGCCCUGCUUUAUCUUUGCUACAACAGGAAACUCAGACAGAGAACACCUCAAAUCAAAGUCAAAUGGCUGAGAAUGAUAAACUUGACACUUGGUUUGGAUCAAAUGAGUAUCUGGCUCUUCCAUCCCACCUGAAAGAAACUGAAGUGUUGGCUUUAAAGCUGGAGAACUUGACAAAGCUGUUGUCACAUUCACCUGAAGGUGAAGCACUUCAGAACAUCGAUGAUUGGGAGCUUUCAGAAGCGAACUCAGUGACUGAGGUAAAUCCAUCAAUUCCAGUUGGAAGGGAGAACAGAAAAUGGGUGCCUGUAGCUGGAACUAUUUCUCCAACUUCCUCAAGUGACAUAGCUCCUUCCUUAGAGGACAGCAUUGAAUCAGGCCCGCUUAGCGACAUCCUGUCAGAUGAUGAGCCAUCGGUACCAGAAGCAAGUGCUAAGCACCACACUAUACGCCAGCCCUCACAACAUUGGUUAACAAAGAUGCCAAAAAAUGCCUUGAAUGGUGCUUCUUCUAAAACAAGUCUAAUUCAACAGCUGCAGGAAGAUAUUCAGCAGAAGCAGAAUAACAGCAUUGUGUGGGAAAAAAUUGAGGGCUUUGUAAAUAAACUUGAUGAAUUGAUUUGUUGGUUGUUCGAAGCAAUGGAAACAACAGAAAACUGGACACCUCCAAAAGCUGAUACAAACAGCCUGAAACUUUACCUGGAAACCCAUUUGAGCUUUAAACUUAAUGUAGACAGUCACUGUGCACUUAAAGAUGCCGUGGUGGAAGAGGGUCAGCAGCUUUUGGAGCUUAUUGAGUCUCACAAGUCAGGAUUGAGAGACAUGCUGCAGAUUAUUGCAAGUCAGUGGCAGGAACUACAGAGGCAAAUCAAACGCCAGCACAGUUGGAUUCUUGGAGCCCUGGACAUAAUCAAAGCGGACAUAUUGGCAACUGAUGUGACUGCACAUAGUUUAGAAGGUUCUGCAAGCCCCAAGGGAGAGAUACAGCUUAUCAACUUGGAAACUCGAAGAGAUGCCGUGGAGCAGAUGUCACUGAAGCUCUAUAGUGAACAGUAUACAAGCAGCAACAAGCGGAAACAAGAAUUUGCUGCUAUGUCAAAAGUCAAUCGGUUAGAUACUUACAGCCUUUUGGACUUUGAAUCAGAAUACCAGGAGCUCUGGGAUUGGCUGAUUGACAUGGAAUCCAUAGUGAUGGACAGCCAUGACCUGAUGAUGUCAGAAGAGCAGCAGCAGCAUCUUUACAAGGGUUACAGCACAGAAAUGGCAAUGUGGCUUCCUAAGAAAAUACAUUUACUCAAGAAGGUUGAAUCACUGAGACAAUCUGGUAGCUCAUUACCCUGUGAUCUUUUUGAAAAAGUGGAUGGAAUUAAAGACAAAUGGCAUCUGUUAGAGAAAACACUUGGAGAGAAGACUCAGGAUGCAGCGCUGGGGCCAAAUGGUGCAGGAGCAUGCAAUCUUCUGUCACCUGAAAGCAGUAGCCUAGUGAGGCAGCUGGAUGUCAGGAUCAAAGAAUUGAAAGGUUGGAUGCGAGAUACAGAGCUUUUCAUCUUUAACUCUUGCCUUCUGCAAGAAAAAGAAGGAACAGCAGAGACCCAGAAAAAACUUCAGCAUUUUAAGUCACUGUGCUCUGAAAUUAAACAACGACGGCGUGGCAUAAUUUCUGUACUUCACUUAUGCCAACGUCUCCUCGAUGACGGAGAUGCUAACUGUUUGGAAGCUGAUCGUCAAUCAAUGCAACUUGUUAUUGUGAACCUGGAGAGAAGGUGGGAAGCCAUAAUAAUGCAAACUAUCCAGUGGCAGAACAGACUGCAAAAGCAACUAGGAAAAGAAAAGGUCUCCUUAAGCUGUAUUGAACCUGGCCUGAUGGACUUAAAUAUCUCAGGUGAAGAUUCACUGGAAUGGGAUGAAACAGACAUGAGUAACAAUUUGAUUGGUAUCCAAGAUGAAACACUUGAUCUUGCAUGCAAGCAGAAUGAUGUAUCAAAAUUUUCACCUGGACCUAUGAAUAAUCUCAUUGAAGAACUUAUGUUGGACGAUUAUAGCAGUGGGCCUGGAGAAUCACUAUACAGUCCUGGUGAACCACCUAUUUCCUCUUGUCCAUAUUCCCAUCAGCACCACAGCUUAAAUAAUCUACAGCUGCCUGGAAGAGAUUUUUCAUCAUACUUCAAUAAUGCACCAAAUUUUUCCAAUGCAAAGCUUCUAACCAAUUUACAAAGGAGUGCAAGUAAAGAUUCUUCUUUCUCCUCUGAUGAUUCUUUGCCAGACUUACUGGGUGAUUUGAUCCCAGUAAAAGAGGACAACCCAUUAGCACUGAGGCAUGAGAGUGAGAGUGGAAUAGUUAGUGAAGGUGAUGCAGAAACAACUUCUCUGUCAAACCACGUUGAUCAAGUACAAACUAAGCUAGCUAGCAAACCUCUGCACCCCCUAAUAGAAUUGAAACAUAAAGAUUGUCCGAUUCAAUCAUGCAUUUGUAAAAGGCAAGAUUCGCUUGGAAAGAAGGAAAUAAAGAAUAUAGCAGAAACACAAAGAACAAAAAGUGAAACAGAAUUGUCAAAAAAAAUUCAAUCACAGUGUCUGAGUAAUGAGGGCAAUCUACAGCCAUUUCAUCCGAAUAAAAUUAGUUCAAAGGAUUUUUCAAAUGAUCUGGAGGCGCAAUAUGAUGUAUUCACAUUUUAUGACUAUUCCUACCUACAGGGCCCUGAGCUUGAGUUAAACAUAAGUCACACAGCUGAAAGAAAGGAAACUACUAAUGGGAAUGUGAGCCCAAAACCAGUUGAAAUUAUUUAUAAAAAUGGACUCUCAUCUCCAGAUGGCACACUAGACUUGGCUAGGUCAGAAAAAUGCCUGCCAGCAUCAUCAAGUACAGUUAACCCUGAAAAUGGUCCUAGUGAAAUAGAUGACAAUGGAGUAUCUCCAGAUAUAAAUGAAACAGAUCUCACAUUUUUGUCUCAGAGAUCAUCUGUGGAGUCACUUUCAAUUGCUGGUGACAUAUUUAGGCAUGGAACUAACAAUCACAAAAAUGGUGAUCUCCAUCGCAGUACUUCCUUAGACAGCUGGGGUAAUCCAUGCAAAAUCACAGAGGAGCUAUUUAGCCUCCAAGGUUCAGGGGAUAUUAGCAUCAGUAGUGAUGCAGUGGGGGAGUUAAGCAAGAGAACAUUGGACCUUUUGAAACGUUUAGAAAACAUCCAGAAUCCAAUUAGUCCAAAAUUAAAACGUAGUGUUUCUGAUAUCACACUGCAGAGCAACUCUCUUAAAAUGUCAUUCAUUGGACAGCAAUCAUUUGAUGCCACAUCAUCAGCAAAUGAAGAUUCUGCUGCUUCUCUCACAGAGCUAAGCAGCAGCGAUGAUCUCUCCUUAUGCUCAGAGGACAUAAUUGUGCAUAAAAACAGAAUUCUGGAUUCCAAUGUAUCAUUCAAAAAGCGUGUUAAUCACUCAGUAACUGAUGAAGCUGAUACCAAUAUAAGCAUGAUUGUAAAUGUAUCUUGUACUUCUGCUUGUACUGAUGAAGAAGAUGAUAGUGAUUUACUUUCCAGUUCAACCCUUACACUAACUGAAGAGGAACUGUGCAUUAAAGAUGAUGAUGAUUCCAGUAUUGCUACUGACGAUGACAUUAAUGAAGAAAAUAAUCGCCUUUUAGAUAGAGACUACAUGAAGAAUGAAUUCCACCACUGGAUUAAACCAAUUUUUUCUGUCCCCCAAAAAGGAAAGAAAAAACUGAAUCCAAAAUUGAGUACAGGAGUAAAGGAUCAUUGCAAGGCAGACCCAAAUAGUAUCAGGUUACCUGCUUUCAAAAAUUCUUCCACACUUCAUCCAUUUUUAAACAGUUCAUUAUCAAAGCAGUCCGAGUUUAAAGAAUGUAAAAGUAAUUUGCUCCAUCCAAAAGAAAGACAUUUCCUGCAGAUUGAAACAGAAGCUCGCAGACACUGUAAUCACCAGUUAAAAGAUGAUGUAGAGAAUGGCAAUGUGGAAAAAUCUGCAUUAAAAGAUGAAAAAGAACUAAGUAGAAUGUUAGACAGCAAAAAACAUAAUUCCUUUGAAAAGAGGAAAAAUACUAGCAAAACCCAUACAACAGAAUGUUUGAAAUCUGAAUUAUUUAAUAAACCAUUUGAACAAAAAACAGUAUCACAACAGAUUUCUGUUCCCCAGAUCAUGACACAACCCGAAAAGGAUAAAAAGCUUAUAUAUUUUGAAGACAAUGGAAUAUCACCUACUUUUAACAUUGAUGGGGAGCCUACUUACAUGAAGAGCCUUGAAACGUUUCCUGAUGUUGAAGUAUUAGAUGGGGAUAAAUCUGCCAUUGGUGAAUAUGAGGGAAAACAACAACAUCAAGGUUCUCAAGCAGAAUUGAUGUUUAGCUGCCAUGGUGAUGAAGAUACGGCCAGAAAAGAUUCAGCUGUAUCCUCAUCUCAUCAUAUUUCAGAAAACAGAGAGUUGGAGGAAGUUAACAUUGAUUGUGCAAAAGAUAUUUCAAACUGUACCUGCCACUCUAAUAUUCCUCAUAGUGAUGGGGAAGAAGAUAGUUCGGUUCAUAAUUUUGUGAAGGAAAUAAUUGAUAUGGCAUCUUCUGCCUUGAAGAAUAUAUCUCAGCAGGACUCUGAAAUGGUGAGUCCAACAUCAGUGGCCCAGAUCAAGGAAAAAGUGUUGAAACACUCUCACCGAGCUUUGCAGCUUCGAAAAGGAGACUUUUACUCCUAUCUGUCCAUAUCUUCACACGACAGUGACUGUGGUGAAGUAAACACUUGCAUAGAUGAGAAAAGCAGUACACCAUUACUGUUAGAUUUAAGUGAAGAGGCUAGACUGGAAAACAAUAGUGAAGAAGAGAACUUUCUACAUGAAGAACAAUCCGAUAAAUCCUGCCUAUUUGAUUCUGCAUUACAAAAGGACCCUAUUCCGGAUGGAUUACCAUUGUUAAAUGGUGGACUAGACAUUGUGGCAUCAAACACUACUAAUGCGGCACCAUUUGACCAAAGCACAUGUGAUAGAAAUCUGAGUGAAACAAAAAAAGUUAUUAAGGAUCAAGAUACAUGUUUUGUUCCCAUUAAUCAAACAAGUAACCCACCAGAAGAUAACAAAUCAUUGGAAUGUGAUAUUCAAAAUCCUUACCUUAAUUCCUUGCAUCCUACAGAACAAAGAAACAGAACAAAAUAUUCAUCAGAUAAUAAGCCCUUCUCUGUCAUGUCAAAUGCUGAAAUGGUUGAGGUCAGUAAACCUCUAUUGAACAGGGAAAAUUAUGAAAAUAUUUCUGGAAAUUGGUCUCAUAGUAUGAAAAUUAAUCCAGUGGUGGAGGUACAAUCAAAUGACAUUAAUUUUGAGAAACCAAAAGACAAUUUGUCUCCUAGCACUAAAAUAAAUGUUCCACAAAAUGGUCAUGCUAUUAAGGAAGAUAACCAAGGUGCAGAUUGCAAAGUCAAAGAAAUCCUUUACAGGAAAGAAAAUUAUUGUGAUGGGAUCUUUAAUUUGUCUCAAAAAGAGAUCUCUAACUCACAAAAACAUGUAAAACAGAAUCUCAGGAAAGAGCAAAACUCUAAAACCAUUGAAACGAAACCUACACCUUAUGUAUCCCACCACUGUGAACUUCCCAGUGACUCUCAUGCUGCCAAAUCUGUACCCAAGGUAUAG
Hypanus sabinus (Atlantic stingray) is the source of this 7593-nucleotide messenger RNA. RefSeq names its product A kinase (PRKA) anchor protein 6 (gene akap6). The coding region runs from base 1 to 7593 and encodes 2530 amino acids. The record is from RefSeq and is a predicted model, not a curated record. The transcript has 13 exons. NCBI's taxonomy places the organism in Eukaryota, Metazoa, Chordata, Chondrichthyes, Myliobatiformes, Dasyatidae. Gene Ontology annotation, molecular function: transmembrane transporter binding; protein kinase A binding. Gene Ontology annotation, cellular component: sarcoplasmic reticulum; perinuclear region of cytoplasm.